This is a messenger RNA of Neohortaea acidophila, 945 nucleotides long. Its product is annotated as alkaline ceramidase-like protein. The record is from RefSeq and is a predicted model, not a curated record. The transcript has 3 exons. Lineage: Eukaryota; Fungi; Ascomycota; Dothideomycetes; Mycosphaerellales; Teratosphaeriaceae. Gene Ontology annotation, biological process: ceramide catabolic process; ceramide biosynthetic process. Gene Ontology annotation, cellular component: endoplasmic reticulum membrane. Bases 1 to 945 code for a protein of 314 amino acids.
AUGUCGUGGUUGCCCUCUGUGCCCUACCAUGUCCCUCCACCAGGGCAGGGAUACUGGGCACCAAUCACUUCUACGCUCGACUGGUGUGAAGAGAACUACUAUGCCACACACUACGUUGCAGAGAUCGUCAACACCCUGACCAAUGUGUUCUUCAUGUGGCUGGCAUUAAAGGGCACAUACAACUGCUAUCAGCACGGCCACGAUCGCAUCUUCCUCAUCACCUUCUUCGGCUUCUUUCUCGUGGGUGCUGGAAGCUUUGCGUUCCACGCCACGCUCAAAUAUCCGAUGCAGCUCGUGGAUGAGCUCUCCAUGAUAUACUCCACCCUUCUUAUGCUCUGGGCGUCGCUAUCCCACGAGCGCGCUCCAUUGACCCAAUUUCUGAUCGGCGUCUUCAAUCUUGCACUCGCGGUCUUCAUCACCGGAUACUACCAUUACCUUCAGGAUCCCACUUUUCAUCAGAACGCGUAUGCUCUUCUGACCGCCAUCGUGUUGAUUCGAAGCAUGUAUAUCAUGGAGGUCCACCUGCGCCCCUACCAUCGGAGAGGGGAAGCGCGAAAAGGCGUGAGCAAGGCAGAGAUGGAGAGACAAGAUGCGAGAGACAAACGCAUCCUGAGAACCAUGUGGACGAUGAUCCCUUGUGGUCUCGGAAUCUUUCUGGGCGGCUUCUUCAUCUGGACGCUCGACAAUGUGUACUGCAGCAAGAUCAGAGCAUGGAGACACCAGAUGGGCCUUCCUUGGGGAAUCUUGCUGGAAGGUCACGGUUGGUGGCAUCUCAUGACCGGCACCGGCGCGUAUUAUUACAUGGUCUGGGGCAUCUGGCUUCGACAUUGUUUGAAUGGGCGGCAGGACGAGUUCGAGUUGAUCUGGCCGAGUCUGUGGACUUCACUGCCGCGAGUCGAACGUCGUACGUCUAUCGGCAAUGGAAGAGUGAAGAAGAUCGAGUAG